This is a messenger RNA of Gasterosteus aculeatus aculeatus (three-spined stickleback), 3567 nucleotides long. The record is from RefSeq and is a predicted model, not a curated record. Lineage: Eukaryota; Metazoa; Chordata; Actinopteri; Perciformes; Gasterosteidae.
GUUUAUACAUGGUGUGUAAUACAAUGCCGUCUUUAAUUACGUAUGAAGCAUGUAUAGGCAGGAUUGUUUAUUUAACAGUAAGAGAUACAAAUCUAAUACUUUACGAAAUGUAAAGGUAAAGUCCCCAAGAAAUGUAUACAUCAUACCACUACAAGGAUUAAUUCAAUCUAAAAUGACUUCUUAAUACAGUGUAGAUUAAUAUGAGUACAUCCAGAUUCAAAAUGAUAACGUUGAACUACUAGUGGUGGUUCCUUUUUAUAACCUUCCUUGUUGGUGCAGCCCAGCCUUCAUAGCUACUUUAAUAACCGUAGAUGAUCAGUCUUAUAAAGAUAAAAAAUUCGUCUCAUCCUCUUGGAAGAACCAUGACAUACGCUGGCUUUAAAAAGAAUGCAGAAAGUUUGAGUGUAGCUGGAAACAUUUCUUCAUCAGAAUGAGGUGAGACGUGCUAUUUAAAACCCAAGAGCUUGGUUUAGCAUGAGUGACACUUUAUAAUAGUGAAUACCAUUUUAGGUCCUGCAGCAAGGUAGGUUGAAUGAUGCCCAAAAUCAAACAAUAUGAAUUUAAAAAGCAAGAUCAUUUAUUUAUAUCAUCAUCUUCUUGCUGUAACACAUCUGGAUCAGGCACGAAGGAAGACAACUCCAAAAAGAGUCUGUUUGCAUUUAUUGGUUCCUGCACAGAAAACAAUCACACAAUUUGUCUUCUGAUACUGCUUUCUGCACGUCUCGUUAACGUCUCAAACAUUAGAAAUGAUAAACAUGUACCCUCAAUUGUAUAGCACAUGGUGGGGUGGUUAGCACUGUUGCAUCACAGGACAAAGGUCUGGGUUCAACCCCGCCUGGCACCUUUCUGGGUGGAGUGCACAUUCUCUCUGAACUGGUUGGCUGGGAUUGAUACUCCUUCCUCACUCAGUCAAAAAAAGAAAGGAUCGGUUCAUUCAGUGGUUGCCAAACUCGGAGUUCUGCCCCCUAGGGGCAGUAACAUACACUGUGUUCCAACCCCAGAGAGAGCUAUGCAGUAGGGCCGACUCGCACCAAUAAAUAGUAAAAAUAAAUAAAGUCAGCAGAUGUUAGAACAUGCAGAUGAAAGCAUUUAAAUAGCUAUAAAAUAAACAAUAAGACAGGUGCAUCUAGCGAUAACAUGUCUAUAUUGAGUCACUUUAGCCCAAUUCAUGUUUGGAGGUCUCAGCCUGUCCCCUGUCUCCCCGAUGGGCCCCUCUAGUUCUUUGGGUUCCUUAGGAUCAUCCACACCCCUCCUUAAUGAAAAGCUCUUAGCUCUUUAUGUGCGUCUGAUUGAACCACUUCUUACCAUUAAUAUCCAAGCUGCAUUUUAUUUUUAUUUUACGGUUUUGGAAAAGGCAGUAAGUAAAUAAGUUGUCGACAUUCUGGACAGCUAUGACAUCUUGAUGAAUUCCAGUUUUGUAGUUGUAGACCCAGUGCUACAACGCAUCUCUGCUCAUUUGAAAGCAGCUUUCCACACCAUUGACCACUGUGGUCUCCGUACAGGCUGCCCUUAACUAGUUGCCUGUGAUUGGUCCUUACGUCUCCUCAUACACACUAUAUGUAUAGAAAAAAAUAUAUAAAACGGUACUUUGACCAUUAUCAGAAAAGUUUGAUUGUACAGAUAACUGCAGGGAGUUUAUUUUUUUUUGUCUAAAAGGUUUGCUACCUAAAAAUCUAUACCAGGAGGAUGCUGACAUUUUGUUUCUCAGAGUUACCAAAUAGCCUGUUGCUUACACCCUAUGCAUGUACAUUCUGAGCACUGAAGCAGAUUUAUGAUGCAGAAAGAGUGUGAUUGUGAUAGUAUGAAUAUUAAAUGUCCAAGAGACUUCAGUCAAUGUGUGUCUGUCUGUGUAGGAUGGACGGUGUCCCUCUGAAGAUGCCAGAGGGUGCCUCACAUGAAGUCAUAAAAGAAGUGGUAAAAAAAGAAGUAAUUGUGCCUGAUUAUCUCACCAGACUGCAGGAAACAGAGUAUGAGUUCAGCCUGGAAAACUGGGUGCUGACCGGACUGCAGAGUGGCUUCACCAGCCAGCAUCCGCCCACCUCCUCCUCAUCAGGACUGCAGCCAUCUUGUCCUCCGUACUGGAUGAUGUUCAGCAGCCCACAGCAGAGUCGCUUAGCCAGCCGCCACUGCUCCGACUUCUGGGAGCCCCCUCCUCGACAGCGCUCCCACAGCCUCAAUCCCGCGGUCCUGCGCACUGAAGGGCCCGUCUCUGACUCAGAGGAUGAGGCCUCAGAGAAAGACAAGAUAUAUUUUUCAGUGAAAGCCUGCUCUGGUCAAAGGAAAGCACAGAGAGCCUUUGUCCCAGACCUCCUGAACCCUCCUGCCUGCCUCAGCAGCCUGCCCCACCAGCGCAGGAAGAACCUGCGACAGUGCUCCCUGUCAGUGCUGGAAACGUCCCAAGACCACGGCCCCAACACAGACAGCCCGAUUUCAAACUGGACCCCCAUCAGCCGAGCCCUCAACAUCAGAGCCAAUACAGUUGAUAGGCUUCCCAGCACCAACAACCACAGCACAACACACAUGAAGUCAUCCGCUUUGGACUCGUCAGCAGAGCUCCUGUCAGCUCUGAGCCCAGAAGAGAGAGAGCUACUGGGGGCCAUCACUGACCAGGGUUACCCCCUUCGCACCGCCAUCAUUGCCCUGCAGAAGACUGGGCAGCAGACCCCAGAUCAAAUCUUGAGUUACCUGGUGGCUUGUGACCGUCUAUGCCAGCUGGGUUAUGAUGUGGCUUUGGUUGAAGAAGCUCUGGAGAUGUUUCAGAACUGUGAAACAAAGGCAGAGGAGUUCCUCCAUCUGCUGGGUCAGUUCAAUGAGAUGGGCUUCCAGCAGAACGCCAUCAAAGAAGUGCUGCUGGUCCAUGAAAACCACCGUGAGCGAGCCCUAGAGGAGCUGAUGAUGCGUGUGGCCUAAUGGAAGAUCAAACACACGCAUGCACACACACACCAUUACCUUGCAAUGUAUUAUUUCUGGUUGCUAUUAUUUUCUUAGUUACAGGGAGAAGAACUACUACUGUUUUCUAUUCAGUUAUUGUAGCUGAAGAUGGAUGUGGCCUUCACCCAGGAAAAUUCAAUUGUUGAUUAUGUAUGUGAAUAGUAAAUUACUAAUAGUACUAUAUAUGUAGUAUACAUUAUUUAUAAUAUGUAUGAUGAUUAUGGUGGUGAUAUUGAUGAUUCCAAUGAUAUUGGUGAUCAUGAUGAUGAAGGUAGUGAUGUUAAAGAUCAUGAUGAGGAUUGUGGUCUUGAUGAAGUUGGGGAAGAUUUUAUUCAACUGUUCAGCUUUCUUCCGUCUUUCCUAAAAUUAUUCUGUCUGGGAAACUGCCCUUGAACUUGUUUUCUAUGAAAACACCAGCAGUGUCCAUCAGGGACUGGUUUGUACAAACAGAAACUCAAUGUUAUCAAAUCAUUGCUGUGUGAUUUGUAGAUACUAUAAUAUUCCCACUAAGAUGUCAAGCAGUUGUUUAGUUUAGCAUGUUAUAUAAAGAUUUACCCCUGAUUCUAUAAUAUUGUAAGAAUACAGUGCACUAAUUGUAAUUGAAGAAGGAAGAUAAAACUGUAAACUUACAGCAGA